AUGGCAGCAAUCUCCCGCAAGCGACGACGCCAGCCGCAGGCAGAUUCGGAGACAACUGGUCUGCUGGGCCACAAUGGCCUCGAUCAACGCUCGCGGAAAAAGCGGAAGAUCUCUCACACUCAGGCUAGAACAACGGCCGUUGAGGACGACCACGUUGUGGAAAGCCACGUUGGUCCAUCGAGCCGCACUCGUAUCACCCUUCGCCUUCGGGGACGGCAUCAGCCGUUAGAGGGUACAGAGAGGACCAUGUGUGGUGUCUCGGAACCUCAAUGCUCGCGCCCUGGAACUAUGGACCAGGACGACGCCUUCAAGAAGGAAGCCAUCCGCCAGGACUGGCUGCGAAGACUGCGUCCUAGGCCAACGCGUGCCGCGUGUGGAGUCUAG
Molecule: messenger RNA, 384 nt
Organism: Penicillium cosmopolitanum
Lineage: Eukaryota; Fungi; Ascomycota; Eurotiomycetes; Eurotiales; Aspergillaceae
Exons: 1
Coding region: 1-384 (127 amino acids)
Source: RefSeq, a predicted model, not a curated record